UACUCCCCCUGGCGGUUGUUUAACGAUGCAGCAGCUCUCCGUCUGUACAGCGGUGACAGACGGCGAGGGGGAGGUAAAGAGCUGGAAGCUCAGGAUCCUUCAUGAGAAAAGAAGAAAAAGAGACCGAGUCACGGCUUCAGUUCUCAAAAGCAGUAUCCUUUUGUGUGAUCCGUGCCCGGGAGCCCGAGGAGGGGGCUGUGUCAGCGUCUGUAUGAUGUCCCGACAUGAAGGUGUCAGCUGUGAUGCGUGUUUGAAAGGAAACUUUAGGGGACGCAGAUACAAGUGUUUAAUUUGCUACGACUACGACCUGUGUGCAUCGUGCUACGAGAGCGGAGCCACCACCACCAGACACACGACAGAGCACCCCAUGCAGUGUAUAUUAACCAGGGUAGAUUUCGACUUGUAUUACGGUGGGGAGGCUUUCUCAGUUGAGCAGCCGCAGUCCUUUACCUGUCCGUACUGUGGAAGAAUGGGGUACACAGAAACAUCUCUACAGGAACAUGUCACUUCAGAACACGCAGAGACCUCCACAGAAGUGAUCUGUCCCAUCUGUGCAGCGCUACCAGGAGGUGAUCCCAAUCAUGUGACAGAUGACUUUGCUGCACAUCUCACACUCGAACACAGAGCACCUAGAGAUUUAGAUGAAUCGAGCGGAGUUCGGCAUGUGCGCCGGAUGUUUCACCCUGGCCGGGGUCUAGGGGGGCCACGGGCACGCCGAUCCAACAUGCACUUUACCAGCAGCUCCACCGGGGGGCUCUCCACCUCCCAGAGCUCCUCCUACUCUCCAAGCAACAGGGAAGCUAUGGACCCCAUCGCAGAGCUUUUAUCGCAGCUGUCGGGCGUGCGGCGCUCUGCGCAGCUGAACUCGGCCGGUCCGUCUGCGUCGCAGCUGCAGCAGUUGCAGAUGCAGCUGCAGCUGGAGCGGCAGCAGGCGCAGGCGGCGCGGCAGCAGCUGGAGACGGCGCGCAACGCCACGCGCCGCGGUAACCCCGGCAACAUCAGCACCACCGUCACGCAGACCAGCAGCAACGCCAACCCCGCCCCCUCCGACAGCGCCCCGCCCGCCUCCCACAGUUCCCAGUUCCUCCUUAGCAGGCUGAACGAGCCCAAGAUGUCGGAGGCGGAGCGGCAGGCGCUGGAGAGCGAGCGGGCCGACCGAAGCCUCUUCGUGCAGGAGCUGCUGCUGUCCACGCUGGUGCGCGAGGAGAGCUCCUCCGACGAGGACGAGCGCCGGGACUUCGCCGACUUCGGGGCCAUGGGCUGCGUGGACAUCAUGCCCCUGGACGUGGCCCUAGAGAACCUGAACCUGAGAGAGAGCGGUCGAGGAGGCAAGGAGCCCCCCGCCCCGCCCCUUUGAUGACAUCACACCUCGCAGACAGUGUCCAGUGCUGUAACUGCCAGUGAGAGUGGACAGCAGUUUUUUUGUUUGGGUUUGUUUUUUGGUGAUUGUAAUUUCAGGUGUCACCCUUAAUACAUUGUGUACAUUCAUAAGAGGCCGAGUGAGAGAGAGAGAGAGAGAGAGACAGAGAGAGAGAGAGAAACAUAUAUAUAUGACUAUAUAAAAAUUGAUAAUCAAUUCCACAUAACUAAUUUUUUUUUACUUUAGCAGGUAAAUGUAGGUAACGGUGGCAGAAGUUGCUCCUGAUUUAAAAAAAAAAAAAAAAAAAAAAAAUACUCCACAUUCAGAAGAGGAAACUCCCCAUCUCUAAUGAAGCUGCUGUCUGUAUUUAUCAAUAUUAAUGAAUAAAAAGUGCUUGGAUGGUUUACCAUAACUAGUGCAUGAGGCUACCACAGCUCGCAUGAGUUUUAAUGGCUUUGUCAUUGAAAACCCAAAGCUUUCUUUAACUGUUUUUAAAGGUUACUUGAAAAGGAUUUUGAAUCAGAUAUAAAAAAUAAAAAAAACAAUUGAGGAAUAUUUUUAUUUUAAAGACUAUAUCCUGCACCUACAGUAGCUUCUUAAUGCAAUGUGUUCAUCCCACAGCAGGAAUCCCCCCCCCCCCCCCUCCUCUGUGAUGUCAUGACUGGUCAGGUGACCCCAGUCUCCUGUUUGUCUACGGUCCUCUCAGUUGUGUGCUGCCAGGAGGUGGCGCUGUUGGUGAACUUGUGAACUGCCAUGAAAAAAAAGAAACACACUCACACACACACACAAACCCAGUUUGGAGGCCCCUGAGGAACUCUUUGAUAGAAAAAAAAAAUCUAAAGUAUGGAAAACAAACACAUUGCUUAUGACGUCAUAUAUUGUGCUGUUUUAGUGAAAAGCUGUUUGGACACCAAAUGUAGUUUUACUCAUGCACUGGUCCUGACAUUCUUCCCAUCCUGCCCCUUCUUGAUUUUUUUUUGUAUGUUUGUUUUUUUUUUCCCCUCCUCUCAUUGGUUAGACUCUCCAGCUGAGAGGUACCCCAGCUCCAGGUGUAAGGGGAGGGAUGCAGGUGUUUAAAAGAAAGACUAUUGCUCUCUGCUAACAAUGGCACCUUCUAUUUAUUCUGAAUUUUGUCUGACAUGAUUGUUUUGAAAGCCUUGUGAUUGAAUCAUGCCUUCAUGCCUAUACUCCUCUGUAAAAUACAAUGAGAUGUACAUUGAAUUUGUGCGUUAACUUUCAUAAUGGUUGAAGGACAUGGGCGGACUUUCUUUUUUUAAAUGUAAAUUUAGAAUACAAUAAAACCUGCACACGGCUUUUGAUGAAACA
Molecule: messenger RNA, 2686 nt
Organism: Anguilla anguilla (European eel)
Lineage: Eukaryota; Metazoa; Chordata; Actinopteri; Anguilliformes; Anguillidae
Product: E3 ubiquitin-protein ligase KCMF1-like
Exons: 7
Coding region: 26-1357 (443 amino acids)
Biological process (GO): synaptic signaling
Cellular component (GO): plasma membrane
Molecular function (GO): zinc ion binding
Source: RefSeq, a predicted model, not a curated record